Messenger RNA from Symbiodinium necroappetens, 1329 nucleotides. The record is from the annotation of a GenBank genome assembly. Lineage: Eukaryota; Dinophyceae; Suessiales; Symbiodiniaceae.
AUGGCACCAACUGCUGUCCAGUACGAGGACAGCAGCCAGGCUGGCCCGCGUACCUUGUACGACAAGAUUUGGGCGGACCACUUGGUGAAUGAGGCAGAUGGCACAAGCCUGAUAUACAUUGAUCGUCACCUUGUCCACGAGGUGACAAGCCCUCAGGCAUUCGAGGGUCUCAGGCUCAGCAGCAGAGAGGUGCGCCGAACAGAUUGCACUCUGGCCACAGUGGACCACAACAUCCCAACUUCAUCGCGGAAGAGUUUUAAGGACACCAAAAGCUUUAUAGAAGAAGCAGAUUCGCGGCAGCAGGUUGUAACACUGGAGGACAAUGUGCAAGCGUUCGGCCUCACGUACUUCGGAAUGGAGGACAAACGACAAGGCAUCGUGCAUGUCAUCGGUCCGGAGCAGGGGUUCACCCUCCCUGGAACUACGGUGGUUUGUGGCGACAGCCACACCUCAACGCACGGAGCAUUCGGAGCUCUGGCUUUUGGUAUCGGGACAUCUGAAGUCGAACAUGUUUUGGCAACGCAGACGCUGCUCAUGAACAAGGCAAAGAACAUGCGAGUCAAAGUUUCUGGCAAAUUGGCUGAAGGCGUGACUUCCAAGGAUGUCAUCUUGCACAUCAUUGGCGUGAUCGGCACUGCUGGUGGCACUGGCAGCGUCAUCGAAUUCUGUGGAGAUGUCUUCGAGAACAUGUCCAUGGAGGCGAGGAUGUCAGUGUGCAAUAUGACCAUUGAAGCUGGGGCUCGGGCGGGUAUGGUGGCUCCUGAUGACAUUACUUUCAGCUACCUGAAAGGAAGGCCCCUGUGCCCCAAGGGGAAAGACUGGGACAAGGCAGUUGAGUACUGGAAAAGCCUGCGCACGGACAAGGGGGCGAAGUUCGACAAAGAGAUCAAUAUCGAUGCAGCUGACAUUGCUCCGACAGUGACGUGGGGCACAAGCCCUGAAGACGUCGUGGCCAUCACAGGAACAGUUCCCGAUCCCAAGGAGGCCAAGGAUGAGACGAAGAGGACUGGAAUGCAGCGCGCCUUGCAGUACAUGGGCUUGGAGCCUGGAACCAACAUGCAGGACAUCUCCAUCCAGAAGGUGUUCAUAGGAUCCUGCACGAACAGCCGCAUAGAAGACAUGCGCAGCGUUGCUGCCGUGGUAAAGGGCAGGAAGGUGUUGUGCUCACUGGAGAAGGACGACUUGCGCAGGCAAGCCAAGAACAACGAGGCGGCCAACGUGAUUUGGACGGAGCUCGCAAGCAGGAGAAAGGGAGCCCAGGCAACUGGCACGAAGGCAGUUGUGCAGCGUGGCGGUGUCGAUCCGCGCCCGAAUCCUGGACGCGUGUGA